Messenger RNA from Rhopalosiphum padi (bird cherry-oat aphid), 642 nucleotides. It is a transcript of the gene SmD3, whose product is annotated as small nuclear ribonucleoprotein Sm D3. The coding region runs from base 144 to 560 and encodes 138 amino acids. Gene Ontology annotation, cellular component: U1 snRNP; catalytic step 2 spliceosome; spliceosomal tri-snRNP complex. NCBI's taxonomy places the organism in Eukaryota, Metazoa, Arthropoda, Insecta, Hemiptera, Aphididae. The record is from RefSeq and is a predicted model, not a curated record. The transcript has 3 exons. Gene Ontology annotation, biological process: RNA processing; spliceosomal snRNP assembly. Gene Ontology annotation, molecular function: RNA binding.
CGUGAUAAAACGACAGCCGACUGCCGACAGGAUACUAGGAUUGAACAUUUGAAAUUAUUAACCACUAUUAAAUAAUUUCUUCUGUUCUUCUGUGAAGUCUUAUUUAUUUUUUUUACGUCAAACGAAUAAAUAACUAUUACGUGAUGUCUAUCGGCGUUCCUAUUAAAGUGUUGCACGAAGCUGAGGGUCAUAUCGUCACAUGCGAAACAAUUGAUGGCGAAGUUUAUCGCGGUAAGCUUAUUGAGGCUGAAGACAACAUGAACUGCCAGGUGUCGCAUGUGACAGUUACGUACAGAGAUGGACGCGUUGCCCAAAUGGAGAAUGUGUAUGUAAGAGGAUCAAAAGUUCGUUUCAUUAUACUACCUGACAUGCUUCGGAAUGCUCCUAUGUUUAAAAGUAAAAUGACUAUGGGUGGAGCAGCAGGACGUGGAAAGAGUGGAAUGAUACGGUCAUCGGUUGGACGAGGUCGAGGACGCGGUGGACCUCCUAUGGGUCGUGGAGGACCUCCCAUGGGACGCGGUGGACCUCCAGCGGCUGGAUCAUGGAAUCAAAGACGUUAAUAUUAUUAAAUUACAACAAUAAUUGUAAAAAUAACACCUACUUCUCUUUUAAGGUUAAUAAAGGUUUUAAAAUAUCUUUUAA